Molecule: messenger RNA, 315 nt
Organism: Opisthocomus hoazin
Lineage: Eukaryota; Metazoa; Chordata; Aves; Opisthocomiformes; Opisthocomidae
Source: RefSeq, a predicted model, not a curated record
AUGCCGUCAUUGCAGAUGGGGAAACUGAGGCACGGGGCUGAGCUGGCUCCGGGCUCCCCAGCAGUGCCCAGACCCCAAGCUGGGUACUCCGUGCCCGGUGCCAGCUGCGCUCUCCACCGGCUGAAGGUGGAGCAGGCCUGCCACCAGCACAAGGAGAUGCUGGACGACGCUACCUUCGGCCUCGAGGGCUGCGAGGAAGACUCGGACCUGCUCUGCAACAUCCCCCCCAAGGCUGCCUUCCUGCUCUCCAUGCCACUCAAGCACAUCGGCGUCACCCGCAUGAACAUCAACUCCCGGCGGUUCUCCCUCUGCUAA